This is a messenger RNA of Aspergillus melleus, 3189 nucleotides long. RefSeq lists its product as uncharacterized. The transcript has 5 exons. The record is from RefSeq and is a predicted model, not a curated record. Lineage: Eukaryota; Fungi; Ascomycota; Eurotiomycetes; Eurotiales; Aspergillaceae. The coding region runs from base 1 to 3189 and encodes 1062 amino acids.
AUGGCAGGCAGACACGAAAGCGAGCUUGAGCAGGAUGAGAUCGGACAGCGUCUGCUGCUCAAUCAUAUUGACAGAUGCGCCUUAGAUGCACCGGACAAGGUCGUCUUUUACCAGGUCCUUCUCGAGGAGUCUCAUGAACGGGUUCUUCCAGUAACGUACUCCGAUUUGAGGCGCUUGAUAGACCAACAGGCCCGGUGGCUGGAUGGACUCGGCCCCGAAGGUUAUGGAAACAAUGACACCACAAUAGCAUACCUAGGGCCGAGUGACUUGAGACAUCUACUCUUUGCACUGGCCUGUAACAGGAUUGGGUCGACGGCACUCUUGCUUUCGCCGCGGAAUAGCGUCUACAUUCACAGACAUCUAUUCGAAGAAUGCGGGUGCAAACUACUCAUAUUCGAUCAUACUUGCAGUGACAUCGCGGACCAGAUCUCUCCCAACAGCACAAUCACGUUCCAUGCUUUGGAUGACUUGGCUGACUUGCUCAAAAACAAAAGCUCCCAUACCGAGACCUAUCCUUACCACGAAAUCUGGGCGAGCGCCUGUGGCAAGACGGCUCUUGUCCUGCAAACUUCAGGCUCAACCGGCCUUCCCAAACCUGUCCCUAUUACCCAUGCCGCACUCGCUACGAUUGACAUCCAGCAGUCAAUUUCAGACCGGUACAAGGAUGGAAAAGAUUGUCUCCUAGAAGUCAUGAUAGGAGCCAAACGCCCUUACCAAUCGUUUCCGUUUUUUCAUGUUGCUGGUUUCGAGCUCACUUGUCUUUUUAUAUUCGCUGAGAGCUGUCUGGUGCUUGGGCCACCGCGACGUCCGCCAGGCAUUGAGAUGUUUAGGAAGGUGGUUGAGAUCACAAGCCCAGAUAGUGCCUUGUUGGCUCCCCAGACCGUGAAUGAGAUUGCUGAGGACCAAGACUUGAUGUCCACGGUAGUCCCAAGCUUGGACUGGAUUCUUUACGGGGGAGGUCCUAUCGCUGAACGGGCAGGCAAUGCAAUCUCCUCGCGAACUCGACUUCUGAAUGGAUUCGGUACCACAGAAUGUGGCUCCAUGCCUCUAUAUCCAACGCAGGCCCGUUACUGGAACUGCUACCAUUUCCAUCCGCUCAGCGGUGCAGACCUACGACCCUUUCCGGAUAGCCCUGGCCUCUAUGAACUAUUUAUUGUUCGCAACGAAAGCAACCUCCCGUACCAAGCCGUAUUUCACAGCUUCCCAGACUUAAAGGAGUUUCCUGUGAAAGAUAUUUUCCGAAGGCAUUCGGACAAAAAGGAUUACUGGGUCUAUCAAGGACGCAAAGACGACAUCGUCGUGCUUUCGACAGGAGAGAAAGUCAACCCAUUGCCGAUUCAAGAUGCUAUCGCGGCUAUUCCUGAAGUCAGAGCGGCGUUGGUGGUCGGCAAUCAGAAGCCUUAUCCGGGACUACUACUCGAGUUGGAAUUCGAUACAUCCCCCGCAGACAGAGAAGGGCCUAUAAUGAAUCGAUUGGAGAAAGCUCUGGCCGACACAAACUUUCAAGGUACUCGUGACGCGCAAAUCAACCUGAAAGACACCAUAUGGGCAGAUCCACAGAAGCCGUUGGCGCGGAACAUCAAAGGGUAUCUUCGUCGCAGUGCCAUAGAGCAUGAUUAUGAGGAUGAAAUCAAUCACCUGUACGCAAGAGAGACAAAUUCCCUGAGCAUUGAACUUGAUGCAUCUUCCGAAGAGACCUUGCGCUCCGGAAUUCUGGAUAUGUCCAAACGGUUGGUCUCAAAGGAUGACCUCAACGUUGACAAUGACCUCUUCGAAAGUGGUCUUGAUUCCAGAGGGGCACAUAUACUCGUGACAGCUAUCAACACGGCAUUGUUCAAACCCCGGGAGGAUUGGUCGAAGGACACUUCGAAAGAAGCACCUUCCGUGGCCAUCGUUUAUCAAAACCCGACAGCCAGGAAGCUCACAGAUGUACUUUUCCAACACGUCCACUCUGGUAUACAAGGCGAUAUGGGAGAGCGUGAGUUUUACAAACUGUUACAAAAGCAUGUCGAUAGUCUGUCGUCUCUUUCACCAAGACAGCCCAUGCAGAGAACACCAGAUAAGAAGAAAGCCCACGUUCUCUUAACUGGAAGCACGGGGUUUGUCGGGUCAUACAUCCUGGACUCUCUUUCACAUUGUCCUGAAGUUGGGAGAAUCACUUGCCUUGAUAGGCGGAUCGAGGAUCGAGCUGCAUCAUCAUCAUCAUCAUCUGAUACCAAGGGGACCAGAUCUUCAUCCAAAGUGGAGUACCUAUUAGGAAACCUCGACCAAGCCAACUUCGACCUUGACCCUAGUAUCUGCUCGACUCUGUGCGACUCUAUUACCGUCAUUAUGCACUGUCAAUGGCCUGUGAACUUCAACCGGACCUUAUUGUCGUUCCAGCCGAAUAUCCAAGGAGUCGAGAAUCUCGUCCGCUUUGCCUACGGCGCCACGUACAACCCGCAGAUUAUCUUCCUGUCGUCGAUCGCGACUGUCAAACAAUGGGAUCAGAACGUUCCAGUACCUGAGAAGCCGCUGAGCGACCCAAAAAAGGCUCAAACAGGGUACGGGCAAAGCAAACUGCUCGCUAGUCGCUUGCUCGAAGAGGCCUCAAAGCACACGGGCACUCGCUCUUCCAUUUUUCGCUUAGGUCAGGUGACCGGCCCUAUUGGUCGUAUCGUGAAGCAGAAAGUAUGGCCUCGAUCCAACUGGUUUCCGGUCUUGCUGGAUGCAUCAAGGUCCAUUGGGUGUGUCCCAGACUCGUUGGGGACGGCGAGCAAACUAGACUGGAUCCCGGUGGAUGAACUGGCAACUGUCAUUACCGACCUGGUGGUUUCGAUGCACUCAGGAAAUGACAAUAUCGGUCCAUCGGCUGACUAUUACCAUCUCGCGAAUCCGAAACUGGCAUGUUACAAGGAUCUUCUCCCUGUCAUUUCAAACCGGCUGGGGAAGGAGGUGAACAUUGUUUCUUUGUCAGAAUGGGUCGAUCGAUUGGAGAAGUCGGCAACGAAUGCAGGGAAUGAUUCGAAUCCAGGCAUAACCCUGCUGAGCUUCUUCCAGGGUUUAAGGGAUACACAGAACGAGUCUCCAGUGGUGCUGGAGACUAAACAUACGCAAGAACGUCUUCCAGAACUUCGCAAGGUCAGGGCGGUCAACAGUAGGUAUAUGGAAACCUUGCUUGACCAGUGGGGAUUCAACUCGCAUGAUUAG